Messenger RNA from Erpetoichthys calabaricus (reedfish), 1576 nucleotides. RefSeq lists its product as uncharacterized. The record is from RefSeq and is a predicted model, not a curated record. Bases 676 to 927 code for a protein of 83 amino acids. Lineage: Eukaryota; Metazoa; Chordata; Cladistia; Polypteriformes; Polypteridae. The transcript has a single exon.
AUUCAUCUUUGACGUGAAGGCGACUUUACGUUAUGCACAUUUCAAAGCACAUACCCAAGCACCGCGAACUUUAGCCAUUUUUAAAACGGAACAGCAAAAAGCCGACUGUCUGACAGCUACAGCAUCCAAAGCGGAACCGUCUAGUUUGGCUCCGAGUUCCCGGAGGGUCACUUUUAAGUGUCGCGCUUUGUUGCCAUGGACAGCCGCUUUUCUUCUUUGGCGUCUCGGUGAGCUCGGCGACGUCCCGCUGACCACAAGCUCUUGGACGAGGAGGCGUCACUUCGUGUGUCACAUCGUUAAAGAGACGAAUGAGAUGGGCACUGAGGGCACCGCGGAUCUUCGGACAUCGGAAGCAGUCGCCUUCUCGCGCGAAGAAGCAGCUCCGCUGGAUUAACGAGCCGCCGUCUUAAUCCGAGGGAAGAAGGGUGGACGCCGAAGAGACCUCGGCGAAGAAUCCAACGCUGCGGUCUUCUGUACCUUCUGUGGUCAGUUUCUAUAGCGCCGGGCAGAUCAGGCGACAGUAAAGAGCCGAGGUCACGUGGUCUGCGACCCUUACUAUGGACUCGUCGCCUGUCACCGCUGCCACCACUCUCGGCCCCGUCGCUGUAAUGAAGGACAUUGGCCCAGCCUCAGCCCUGAGAUGGCCUGGAAGCCACGACGGCCCCCCUCGUGAAGAUGACUGCUAGGCCCCCCUUGGCAGAGAAGGCCCUCUCGGAGGGCUAUGGCCGCCUCCGCUACCAGGACACCUCCCUGCUCGUGUGGCAGCAGCAGCAGCAGCAGCUGGAGCGGGCCGCCCCCAAGACCUACUUGAGCCGCAGUCGGAGCGCCUGGUACGGGCAGUAUGGCAACCAGGAGGUGCUGGUCAGAGACCGGACCAAAGCCAACCUGAAGGACGCCGGCCAGUCCAGGAUCUGCACCCUGAUGUGACAGGACAAGCUGGGCCAGGCUGUGUGGGGACACAGCAGUGUGACAAACAAGCAACUUUAAGCCACCCACGUGGGGUCUAAAAAGUGGUGGGCAUUCACAGUCUAACCCAACUGUCAGGACCACCCUGCCAUUAGUGGGCACAUGUAGACCCCCAGCAGGACCAGACAGGGACUUCAAGUGGCACACGCCUUUCAUCACCAGCUGUUAUGACAUUAACAGCACAAGAGAGAAAUCAGGCAGUUACAGGACAAGGAGAAAAGUGCCACGGGCAGAAAUGGCAGUGUGAGAACACGCUCGAGAGUGGUGGCACUGCAGAGCAAACAUGGAGUGUGAUGUGGAAAGGUCAUCACUGUGACUCGCAUCUGAGGGUCCCAGGUGUCAGCGGAGCACAAUGGGGACUGUGUGGUGUGUCCACGGGGCACCACAGACAUCACGGGGUCCGAGUGGGUGAGCUGGACUCCUCUACAUGUCACUUGUGAUUUGGGGGUCUCUGCUUGACUGACUUGCUUAUUUCUAUUAAUCAGAUGAUUCGUUGAACUCUGCUUCUCAUUUGUAGGCACUGAUCACAUGACCCUUUCUUUUUUUAUAGUCGCCAUGAUGUACAAAUCAGUCGUUUUAUCGGCUCUCAGUAUUAAAAGCUUCAAGCGCC